UAAUUUUAAGCAGUAAAUGGUUAGAAUCAAUAACAAUCAAAUGUAAUGACUCGUAACCAUGAACAGUUCAAUCGCUGAGUUUUAAAUACUGAUUCCAAGGUUCCUUCAUAUUGGCAAGAUGACACGUUGGAUGCUUUUAUUCGGAAUUGUGGUUUUUGUGUCAGUGCAUCAGUGGGUGGAAGCAGAUACGUUAUCGUAUCUGACCAAAAAAGUGCUUGACCAGCUGAAAAAGUUGGACAAGGAGUUCCCAAAAAGCCGGGCCGCAAAUAAAAAGUGCCAAAACGGGAUAGAAAAUAUCCGGGAAUGGUUUACAAAGAAAGAGAAAUUCUGCAGAGCCCAAAAGAAUGGUGAACCUAGAAACAGAUGUGAUGAUGAAAUGGCAAGAAAUGUAGAGGUAAUGGGCCCUCUGCUUGAAAUUUUACACGAAUAUUGUAAAGGAAGAUAACUGUCAUACUCUGCAACUAUUUCAUGUGCUAAAUUGAGGAAAAUAAAGAACUCACAACUCA
Messenger RNA from Homalodisca vitripennis (glassy-winged sharpshooter), 506 nucleotides. RefSeq lists its product as uncharacterized. The coding region runs from base 119 to 445 and encodes 108 amino acids. The transcript has 2 exons. The record is from RefSeq and is a predicted model, not a curated record. NCBI's taxonomy places the organism in Eukaryota, Metazoa, Arthropoda, Insecta, Hemiptera, Cicadellidae.